Molecule: messenger RNA, 1206 nt
Organism: Dipodomys spectabilis (banner-tailed kangaroo rat)
Lineage: Eukaryota; Metazoa; Chordata; Mammalia; Rodentia; Heteromyidae
Product: vomeronasal type-1 receptor 3-like
Biological process (GO): G protein-coupled receptor signaling pathway
Cellular component (GO): membrane
Molecular function (GO): pheromone receptor activity
Source: RefSeq, a predicted model, not a curated record
AUGAUACUGACAGUAACUGGAAACUCGGAACUGUUAAAGUAUGGGGCCAUGGUUAUGCUUGUGUCUCCACAGGCUCAACAGAUGUUUAGCUGCCAACCCAAAAACCAAAACCCAAAAAUAAAAACAAAAUCAUCUGACACACAAAAACCUUUGGAGGAGUCCUUCAAGAGGAUGAAGCUGACUAAACACACCAGUAAAACAGCACCAACCAAAAUGGCGACCAUUCCCACCUGCAGACAGAUAAAAAAGCUUUCCCAAAAAGUUAGCAGGCUUUUCCUGGUCCUGUGCAUGAAAUCCAUGAUUUGGAGUAACCUCAUCCAAAGGAUAACCCUCUAUGUGUUUACUGGUCCUGGAAUUUUAGGAAACAUCCUUGUACUUGUGAAAUAUGUAUAUACUUUAAAUAUGGGUCUUGAGAAACAAAAACCCAUAUACAUUAUCCUCAUUCACUUGGUUUUCUCAAAUACACUAAUUAUUUGUAACAUAGGGAUCAAAAGUAUAUUAACUACAGAUCUUUGUUUUAUAAACUUCCUAAGUGAUGUUGGUUGCAAAACUGUACUUUAUAUGGAAAAACUAGCUCGAGGCCUUUCCGUCUGCACCACCUGUCUCCUCACCAUGGUCCAGGUCAUUACCAUCAGUCCCAGAACCACCCAGUGGAGAAAGCUCAAACCACGGACUGCAUGGCAAGUUCUUCCCUAUCUCCUCUUCUUUUGGGUCUUGAAUGCUCUGAUAAGCUCCUAUUUGCUCUACUUCAUGACAGCAUUCAAUAGCAUGAACAGCUCCAGAACUGAAGUCUAUGUUGGGUAUUGUCAUAUGCAUCAAUCUAGCCAUGUGUUUAGGUGGCUUUGCCUCUCCCUCAUGGCUCUCCGGGAUGUGAUCUUUCAGAGUCUCAUGGGCUGGAGCAGUGGGUACAUGGUUUUCUAUCUGUAUAAACAUUACAAGCGAGUCCUCUACCUUCAUAGCUCCAAAUGUGAAAACAAUUCCAGCCCAGAAAUCAGAGUGGUUCUAAGUACUCUCAUUCUCAUGGUCUGUUUUCUUUGUUUUAAUUGGACAAAUUUAAUCUCCUCCAUCUACCUAAGUUCUGUCAUGAAACAUGACUGUACAAUAAUAAAGAUCAAUGUAUUUCUAGUCUUUGGGUAUGCUUGUCUCAGCCCCUUUAUCCUGAUCAUCAGGGAUGUACAUGUCACUAAAUACUGGAAUGUUCACUGA